CCUGCCACCCAAGAUGCCGAAAGGAAAGAAGGCCAAGGGAAAGAAGGUGGCUCCGGCCCCUGCUGUCAUGAAGAAGCAGGAGGCUAAGAAAGUGGCGAAUUCCCUGUCUGAGAAAAGGCCUAAGAAUUUUGGCAUUGGACAGGACAUCCAGCCCAAAAGAGACCUCACCCACUUUGUGAAAUGGCCCCACUCUAUCAGGUUGCAGCGGCAGAGAGCCAUCCUCUAUAAGCGGCUGAAAGGGCUUCCUGCAAUUAACCAGUUCACCCGGGCCCUGGAACGCCAAAUAGCUACUCCGCUGCUUAAGCUGGCCCACAGGUAUAGACCAGAGACAAAGCAAGAGAAGAAGCAGAGGCUGUUGGCCCUGGCCGAGAAGAAAGCGGCUGGCAAAGGGGAUGUCCCCACUAAGAGACCACCUGUCCUUCGAGCAGGAGUUAACACUGUCACUGCCUCAGUGGAGAACAAGAAAGCUCAGCUGGUGGUGACUGCAUACGACAUGGAUCCCACUGAGCUGGUUGUCUUCUUGCCUGCCCUGUGUCGUAAAAUGGGAGUCCCUUACUGCAUUAUCAAGGGGAAGGCAAGACUGGGAUGUCUAGUCCACAGGAAGACAUAAACUGCUGUCAUGUUCACACAGGUUAACUUGGAAGACAAAGGUGCUUUGGCUAAGCUGGUGGAAGCUAUCUGCACCAAUUACAAUGACAGAUAUGAUGAGAUCUGCUGUCACUGGGGAGGCAAUGUCCUGGGUCCCAAGUCUGUGGCUCGCAUUGCCAAGCUCGAAAAGGCAAAGGCUAAAGAACUGGCCACGAAACUGGGUUAAAUGUACACUGUGGAGUUUUCUGUACAUAAAAAUAAUUAAAACAAUACAAAUUUUCCUUAAAAAAA
Molecule: messenger RNA, 879 nt
Organism: Callithrix jacchus (white-tufted-ear marmoset)
Lineage: Eukaryota; Metazoa; Chordata; Mammalia; Primates; Cebidae
Source: RefSeq, a predicted model, not a curated record